ACACAUGCACACAAACACAAAAACAGUAAGAAGCAAAUUUGCAUUCAUUCUGCAAAUGAGCAGAUAAGAGAACGUUGUGACCGGUGACAAACAGGAAGGUACGUGUGUGUUUGUGUACGCGUGUGGGUGCGUCACAAGUCAGAGACCUGCCUCUUCAUCUGCUACUGUACCACAAGAGUGUGUGUGAGUGUGUGUGUGUGUGCGUGUGUGUGUGUGUCUGUGUGUGUGUGAGAGCACUCACUCUUCAGCAUGGAUGUCCAACAUGGAGCCACACAGGAUUUCUCCACCAGGAACCCCCAGGAGGACUUUGAGAUCCUGAUGAGGGUCGGAUGGGGAACCUACGGGGACGUCUACAAGGCACGCAACAAACAGACUGGAGACCUGGCAGCCAUUAAGGUUAUCAAGAUGGAACCAGAAGACGACUUCUCCACCAUCGAGCAAGAAAUAGUCAUCGUGAAGAGCUGCAAGCAUCCCAACAUAGUGGCGUAUCAUGGCAGCUACAUACGUGUUAAUACGUUGUGGAUCUGCAUGGAGCUCUGUGGGGGAGGCUCUCUGCAGGAUGUCUAUAGUGUGACUGGUCCUUUGUCAGAACCACAGAUUGCUUACAUCUGCAGAGAGAUGCUGCAGGGUCUGGACUACCUCCACGCGCAGAAGAAAAUCCACCGAGACAUCAAGGGGGCCAACAUCCUCCUCAACGACCAGGGCGAGGUGAAGUUGGCCGACUUUGGAAUUGCUGCCCAAAUCACCGCCACCCUCGCCCGUCGCAUGUCCUUCAUUGGGACACCGUAUUGGAUGGCGCCAGAGGUCGCAGCAGUGGAAAUAAAAGGCGGCUACAACGAGCUGUGUGACAUCUGGUCGGUGGGCAUCACGGCGAUUGAGCUUGCAGAACUGCAGCCGCCCAUGUUUGACUUACACCCACUAAGAGCCCUGUUCCUCAUGUCCAAGAGUGGCUACCAACCUCCUAAACUGAAGGACAAGUCAAAAUGGUCGCCCACGUUCUAUAACUUUGUGAAAGCCAUAUUGGUCAAGAACCCCAAAAAGAGACCCAGCGCCUCCAAGAUACUCUCACACAUAUUCUUGGCCCAGCAGUGUCUGACCCAGGAACUGACCCUGGACCUGCUGGAGAAGUGUCGACACCCGGAGAAUGUCAAGUUCUGCCCGGCGACAGAGGACGACGACUCAGAGGGCCCCGUGUCUGGAUCACUGAAGAGGAUCCAGUCCCUCAACAAACACAACCGGGCACAGAGGAAACACUCCCACACAAAGUUGGAGCAGAUCUACUCUCAGAGGCCUGUGAAGAAACAAGCAGAAGAUGCAACAGUGACGCCUUCAGGCGGCUCACGUAGCAUCGACACACAUCCAGUGAGGGACGAGGACACAGACUCGGACGACGAUUAUGACGACGUGGACGUGCCGACCGUGGCGAAAACGUGUGUCACCGUAACAGCCGUCCAAACUCCGCCUCCGCUUCCCCCAAAGCCCAAAGUGCGGUCGAGCUCAGAGGAAAUCGUGUGGGUGGAAGACGAGCGGGUCAGCAAAGCUUCGCUGUGCGCCCCCUCCCCUCUCAUUAGAACCUCCAGUGGGACACACGUCCGACCCCCUCCCCACCCACGAGCGAUCCGGUACUCAGACCCCAUGUCCCUCUCGUUAAAAAAGCAGUCACUGGAGCUCCUUCCCCCCGAGUUGCCCCCUAAAGGCAUACGCAGACCCCAGCAGCGCCCAGCCAAGGUACAAGAGAGUGCCUCCAUCAAUUGGGAUCAUUCGUUUUGCAGAAGAAAGAAGAAACCCACAAUCUAUUUUAAGAAGAUCUUCCACGGCUGUCCUCUGAAAAUAAAGUGCUCCACCACCUGGGAACACCCGGACACCAAAGACAAGCAUCUCAUCCUUGGAGCAGAGGAGGGCAUCUACACCCUCAACCUCAACAGCUCCGAGGUCACCAUGGAGCUGUUGUAUCCUGGGAAGUGUGACUGGGUCUACUGUGGCCACAACGUGCUCAUGUCCAUAUCCGGCAAAUCCUCCCAGCUUCACUCGCACUCGCUGAAGGAGCUGUACGAGCAGGCUCGGAGGGACCAGAGGAUGGUGGCGCUGCCCACUCAUCGGCUGUUGCCAAGGAAAUGUGCCGUGACGUGUAAAAUACCUGACACCAAGGGCUGCAGGACCUGCUCAGUUGUUGACGACUUCCUGUGCUGUGCGCUGGAGUCCAGUGUGAUGCUGUUGCAGUGGUACCAGCCCAUGAACAAGUUCAUGCUCAUCAAGCAUUUCGACUUCCCCCUCGCCAACCCUCUGCGGGUGUUUGAGACGGUGCUGGACCCUCAGCAGGAGUACCCGCUGGUGUGUACAGGGGUCUCUUGGGGGUCCAGCCCCACCCUGCCUGUCACUUUAGAGUACAUCAACCUCAACUCCAACACUUCCUGGUUUACACACGCCGACGUAGCAGAGAAGCACUGCCCAAAUGUUGUACAAGUCAACCAGCUGGACAGCAGCUCGCUGCUCGUCCUCUUAGAAAGGUCAGUGCACAUAGUCGGCCUGGAGGGGGAGCUAAAGAGCAUUGGGCAAAAUGAGACCACGUUCCCUCAUGAUGUGGAGUCUGUAGUUUACUUUGAGGACACUUUGUUGGCGGUGUGGCGUCACGGCUGGCUGAGGACGAAGAGAGGCGCGGCGCGGGUGUUGGAGGAAACCACUGACCCCAAAAAGACCUACAGGCUGGUGCAGUCAGACAGGAUGGUCGUCAUGGAGACGCACCAGACCGAGGACCAGUCGGGGCUGUCCAACUUGUACUUGCUGGAAAUUGCUGAGAACUACGUCAUGCUGCCCUGACGCUGCGGCCAAAUCGCAGUGUGAUGGGAAACGUGAUGCCUCCACAGAGGACGCAUUGUGACCGGCUGAUGCCAGGGGACGUCUGCUCGUGUUUAUCCUCGCUUCAACUGCUUAAGGGAUCCGAAACUACGUGCAAACUGACUUUUUUUCCUCUGUCAGUGUAUUGUCAAUAAAGGGCUGCAGUGACUGAUAACAAUGUGAAUGCCUUCCCACCGGAGACAGACAUCUGAAUUAAAGUAAAUUAAAGUCUAGGUCAGGGUUGUACUAAGUUUUUUUAACAGCCCGCGCCACAUUCUAAAAAUACUGCUAAAAAAACAUUAAAAAGUGGCAAAGAGGUGAAAAGUAAUGAGAAAAAGGUGCCAUGUUGAGUCUAAUAACACAAAGCUGCCAUGUAGGCUGUUUUUUUGCUCAAAAAAUAACAAUGAAUCAAAAUGAAUGUUAUGAACUAUUGACCUAUUUAACACUCCAAUUACACAUCAAAUAUUCCACUUUGAAUAUUUUGGGGAGAUUAUUGCAUAGUUUGUGUACAAAAAAAUUUUCUUUGACAAAAGAGCAUAAAAAAACUAUUUAAAAAAAACAUUAAAAAAGACAGACGGAUAGUUCUGAAGUUGAUCUGGAGAUAUAAGUGUUAAAAGUAAAAAAAAAAAAUGCAUGACUUAUUUUUAACACUUUUAUGAGUAGGGUCCUUUUGAAUCCCAAAUAACUGAGUUAGGAUUUUUUUUUUUGAACUGUCAACACUUAAAAUAAUAAUAAAUUAAAGCGGUGAGCAAGUCAAUGCAGUCAUGCCCUUCCCAAUGCCCCGAGACACCAUCAAAAUUUCAGGAAGAUUGGAGCAUGUGGAAGGAAGUUAUUACGUUAUGAUUUUCUACCGCAAGGGGGCGCUCUUGGUGUCGCUAAGCCGAACAGAAAUGCUAACAGUUAGAUUGCGUCAAAAACCUCGAUAUGUGACUAUGAUUCAGGCAU
This is a messenger RNA of Entelurus aequoreus (snake pipefish), 3780 nucleotides long. Its product is annotated as mitogen-activated protein kinase kinase kinase kinase 5-like. The record is from RefSeq and is a predicted model, not a curated record. The coding region runs from base 250 to 2817 and encodes 855 amino acids. Lineage: Eukaryota; Metazoa; Chordata; Actinopteri; Syngnathiformes; Syngnathidae. Gene Ontology annotation, biological process: protein phosphorylation. The transcript has 31 exons. Gene Ontology annotation, molecular function: MAP kinase kinase kinase kinase activity; ATP binding.